CCAUCCGGAGUGCGACAGAAUGGCUUCGAUGCGCCAUCAUCGCUUUGCGCCGAAAUGCAGUGCACUCAGCCGCAGCAGUCCAGCGUCCGCGUCAGGCCGACAUUGUCAGUAGCUGCUGGUGUUGCAACCGCACAAGGAACAGCAGCAGCAGCAGCACCAUUGAUUGGAACGCCGGUUCCGGCGCAUCAGCAUAAGUACCAUUGGCAUGACCUGUCCGACACGGGUCCCACUGAACCAACAGCCCAGCAGCAGCGCUACACAAAAUAUAUAUCGGUUCGUUUACGCUGGUGUGAGUUCCAGCCAAAGCCGGAACCCGUGGACGAUUACUAUCAGGCGCCACCUACAACGUUUGCUCAGUCCGGGCCAGCAUUUUCUUCAGGUGACACUAUACUGGUAGCUACAGACGCAGGGCACCGCACGGCGCAGAAUCAUCCAGUCCCGUCCACUUUUCGACAUAUUGGUAAGUGCGCUAAUACGCCGAAAGUUCGUAAAUAUCCAAGUCGAUUGUUAAAGGCUCCGUCGCAUGAACGUCCCUACAAAUGCCCGAUUGAAAACUGUGAUAGACGUUUCUCAAGGUCAGAUGAGUUGACGAGACAUAUUCGAAUUCACACUGGGCAAAAACCUUUCCAGAGUGGGCGCCAUAUGGUUGGAGCUAUGUUGUUUUUCAAAAAAUCGCAAUGCCUCUGCCUAGAACUGUCACAGUGCGUUAUGAAAGUAUAUAAAAAUUCGAUGCAUUUGCAUCACCGAAAGGGUUGGCUUCAGUGUCGCAUAUGUAUGCGGGCGUUUUCGCGCAGUGACCAUCUCACAACGCACGUCCGGACACACACAGGCGAAAAGCCGUUUAGCUGCGACGUUUGUGGCAGGAAGUUUGCUCGUUCGGACGAACGUAAACGACACACCAAAGUGCACAGCAAGCAGAAGGUAAAUUUUGGAUGUAUGGUGGUUCUUCUCGUUCCGGUCUGA
Messenger RNA from Gongylonema pulchrum, 963 nucleotides. The record is from the annotation of a GenBank genome assembly. Lineage: Eukaryota; Metazoa; Nematoda; Chromadorea; Rhabditida; Gongylonematidae.